Molecule: messenger RNA, 2015 nt
Organism: Vidua chalybeata
Lineage: Eukaryota; Metazoa; Chordata; Aves; Passeriformes; Viduidae
Gene: XNDC1N
Product: XRCC1 N-terminal domain containing 1, N-terminal like
Exons: 3
Coding region: 182-781 (199 amino acids)
Biological process (GO): single strand break repair; base-excision repair
Cellular component (GO): nucleus
Molecular function (GO): damaged DNA binding
Source: RefSeq, a predicted model, not a curated record
ACCUGAGGGGUGGUGGGGCAGGUCUGGGAGGCACCGAGGUGGUGGGAUGGGGCUGGGGUGCUGCUGAAUGGUUCCAAAGCCAGGAGAUGCCCAAGGUCAUCAGACUCUCACCCCACCAGGCACCGGAGGCAUCCAAAGGGAAGUUACGCUCUGGCAGAGUGUUGUCUCCAAAGGAUCCUGAAUGGCUCCAGUUAAAAUCAGCUAUGUGGUGUCCUUCUCCUCCCAGGUGCCUGGGGGUUUCCUCUGGGGGGCUGGGUGUGGAGGUGAUCCCUCUGAGCUGCUGGGGUCUCUGAAGAGGUGGGUCAGGGCACGACAGGGUGCAGUACAACCUCUCCUUGUUAAGCUGAAGAGCAAUGAUUCAUGUCAUUCUUACUCUAAGUGGGAUGUUGUUCCUGUAGGUUACCAGAGAAUUCUGUGCUUCUUCUCAUAUCCAGAACAAGCUGGAGGGGAGGGGUUGGUAUAUGAUGCUGUGUCCCUGCUGUGUGUGCAGGACCCCAAGGACCCAACAGAAAACCUGCUGAGUGAGGAUAGCAUACAGCCCUGGCUUGGUUGCCCCAAGGAUAACAGUAGGCAGCUGAGUGUGGAGCUGCGACUAGAGAGAGCCAGUCCCAUUGGCUACGUUGACAUUAAUACUUCCCUCUGCACAUUUCUGCAGUUUGAGGUGGGAUGCUUCUCAUGGCCCUGUGACCAGCCCUAUCUCACCUUGGUGCCCACUGUCACACUGAUGACACCAGCUGACUCGAAGCUGGACCAGAAUCACUGCGGGGUUCAGAUGUUUUAGGAAGGAGGAUGCUGACCUUAGACAGACCCUGGUGCUCCAGCCCUGCCUUUCACAGGACUUUCUUUCCUGAACCAUGCAUUUACAUGGCCUGAUGUGGUCCACCCCAUCCUGUCCCUGCACAGUGUGGCCUGGAGCACCUUGAGGUACUUCCUUGGACCCCAGAGCCCCAGCUCCCACCACCUUUGUCCUCCUGCAAGGCUGACACUCCCAGGAGAUCCAAGGAGGAAAAGCAACUGAGGAGCUGCCUGUGGAAGCUGGAAGGGGCUGCCUGGAGCCCAUCCCACCUCAGCUGUUCUGCCUGAAUGGCACUGUUGGCAGCACAGAACCAGGUGCUGAGGCCCAGAGCUGGCACAAGCACCCUGGGGGGGUCACCCAGAGCUGCUGGCCAAGGAUGUGGGAGGUCCUGCAGUGCCAGGUGAGUGAAUCUGCACAGCCAUGUCCUGGGCUGGCCCCCAGCCACUGUGGGCAGCAGGACAAGGGGGAAUUCUGCCCCUCUGCUCUGCUCAGGUGAGACCCCACUUGCAGAGCUGCCUCCAGCUCUGGGAUCCCCAACCUCAGAAGGGUGGAGCAACUGGAAUGAGUCCAGAGGAGGCCAUGGAAAUGCUUUUGAGGGCUGGAGCCCAUCUGCUGUGGAGACAGGCUGGGACAUCCAGGGCUGUUGAGCCUGGAGAUGAGAAGGUUCUGAGAACUGGGAGCCCCUUCCACUGCCUGAAGGGGCUCCAAAAGAACUGGAGAGGGACAAUGGGCUGGGAGGACAAGACAAGGGGCAGUGGCUUCAAAUUGACAGAAGACAGGAUUAUAUAGGAUAUUACAAAGAAAUUCUUCUGUGAGGGUGGUAAAAUGCCAGAGCAGCUGUGUCUGUCCCAUCCCUGGAAGUGUUCCAAGGCCAGGUUUGAUGGGGCUUGGAGCUACCUGGUCUAGUGGAAAGUGUCCUUGCCCAUGGUGGGGGGGCUUGGAACAAGAUGAGCUUUAAAAUCUCCUCCAACCCAAACUGUCCUCUGUCUCUGUCAUUCCUGCCUGCUUUUCCCCAGGCUCUGCACCGGAUGUUCUCUUUAGCUCCCUCAAGUACCUGCAGGCAGCUGGACAGGCAUUGUGUACCCAGCCCUCCUGGCAGGUCACUGCCAUGGGUCACUGUCUUCCUCCUGCCCUCACCCUGGCUGUUUACUGCUCUCAGUCUUUCCCAGAUAGUUCUGGGCCCAGCCCUUCACUCUUUUGGGCUGGCAGCAUGUGGCAU